Molecule: messenger RNA, 5654 nt
Organism: Venturia canescens
Lineage: Eukaryota; Metazoa; Arthropoda; Insecta; Hymenoptera; Ichneumonidae
Product: transcription factor Sp4-like
Exons: 8
Coding region: 2673-5297 (874 amino acids)
Biological process (GO): regulation of transcription by RNA polymerase II
Molecular function (GO): RNA polymerase II cis-regulatory region sequence-specific DNA binding; DNA-binding transcription factor activity, RNA polymerase II-specific
Source: RefSeq, a predicted model, not a curated record
CGAAAUAACAUUUCACGUACUUUUGUCGAACGUUUUUGAUUUUUUUGACGUUUUAAGAUAAGUGGCUGAUAUCUUUCGGAAAUUCGUGUGUUGUGGGGAAGAUUUUUACCGGUACAAUUUUUUGACCGACCGAGUCGAGCCGGCAGUAAAUAUAAAGAUAUAGUGAAGCACAAUAAUUCGGGUAUCCGUUAAAAUUCCUAGAGUUUUCAUUUUGAAUACGAAAUUUCGUAUACUAUCGGUGGGCCACAUUUUCAAUCCUAAUAAAAAGGCUCCGGGUCACUUUGGAGGACCGUGUUGGUCAAGCGUGUUCCACGCCAAUGCACAUCGACCUUGGAAGUCUUCAAAAUCUUGGGUAAAAAGUACUUUUCGAAUUCGAGCGUUCUCCGGAUUAAGUUUGAUGCGUCCCAAAAGUCGAUGUGACAAAAAAAUCAUCAAUAAAUCCAUCGGUCGUUUCGUUAUUCGUGAAAAUUUGUGAAAAACUUGAUAUUGGAAUUUUGGGCUGAAGUCCUAACGUUGAGAAUCGAGAAGUGAAUAGCGAGUUUUAAAACUUUUCGGAAGCCUGCAGCGAAAAUUUCGUGUACAGAAUGCCUGUUCUACAGAUGGUACGAAGCGGCGGGUCGCACACAUAAAAUCCUCAAACAAAGUCGACCCUCGAAGGGGCGUUGGCGAGCGGCUCCUCCCCCCUUUUUGGGUAAAGCGAGUCGUCCAAGCCUGCAGCAACGGUAGUUAUAUAUAUAUUUUUUUUCGUGGAGUUUGGGCGGCCGGCUAUAGCAGCAUCUGCUGCUAGGCCGAUGAAUCAAACAUCCAGCGGGGAGCGCGCAUAGGGGCUCGAAAUCGAAAAUACGAUAUUGAGGAAAUAUCAAGACCCAGCAGUGUUUUGUUUCGAGGGACGCGCAUCGCUUCUCCACAGUGUAGCAUCAAACAUCACUUAUAUAUAUGUAUAUAGCCGUAGAAAGGUUAGAUAUUAUAUAUAAUAUAUAGGAAAGUAGGAGAAGGGUAGAUUAGGGGGUUCUCUCGUUCAACGGGGUGGGCGGCUAGGUCGAGAGCAGCCCCCGCGUACGCCCCUGCUAAACCGAGGCCGGGCCGCGGUAACAGGGAGCGACCAAUGGUAGAGGACAUGCAGCUUGACGAUUAUCCUCCGCGAGGUUGAGCAUCGGUAAAGGGGGGUUUGGGGAAGAAGGGAACGCGUUCAGUGGCGUCGCGCGCACCGCCCCACUACGAGCAAUCAGUUGGCUACGAGCUAGUCUACAAGUACGUUUUACGAGCUCUCGAUUCAGCCGUGUUCCGUGUAUAUACCAGUAUAUACGUAUACUUGUAAAGGAAAGAGCCUAUAUAUAUACGUGGAGUUAUAUGUGUGGUGGUACAGAGCGAAAAGGCAUUACAGGCGGACCUUGAGAGCCCCCGAAGAGUGCGCGAUAUCCGUGUAUACGCCUCGCGGACGCCUAUCUACGGUUCGAGUGGAAUUUUGACACACGGUGGGAAAUCUCGCCUCUUCCGCGCGCUAUCUUCCUCGCGUUCUCGCCCCGCGCGCGCCCCGUUCGUCGCUUCUUUCGCCCAACUGGGCGUGUGUUUGCGCUUUCGCCGCGAUCUUCCUACCAAACUUCUAUCGGCCCCGGCUCUCUUUUAUCACGGCCAACUCACCGCACUCCUUUUUUCCUUUGUUAUUAUUCAAACGUACACACACGGAAAUAAAAUAAGGAGGGAAUCUUACAAGACAGAAACGAAAAUUAAAAAAAGUUCACUUUACUGAGAAGCAUUUUUGUAGUUAUUGUACCAGCAUACUCGAGCAACGCUCUGAACUGUCUUUACUGCUGACGAAAGCACUGGAGUGGGAGAAGACACUGCAGCGUGUUUCUCUAAACGUGAGAGAGAAAUAAAGAGAACGAAAGUGCGGUGUGCGUGUUUAUUCAACGUGUGCGCCAGAUCAAAUUUAAGUGAAUAUUCGUAACGAUCAAGCAUACAAUUUAUACGAUAAACUUGAAGUCAAUGUAUACGCUCGCACACAUAUAUAAUAUGCACAUAUAUACCGCAUCGAUCGAAAAACGAAAGGACUGUGGACGUGAAUAAAAGCCGUCGUAUACCAUCGAAUAAAAACGUAUAUAACACGUGAAACCUCAGUGCGCGGGCGUGAGAUCUCCUAUCAUAUAUACUACACACCACAAAUCGUGAAUCCAAAUAUAUGUACGUGUACAUUGCACGUAUGUAUACUUUUCGAGUACACAUACAGUGAAAACACGCUCGGCUGCGUGCAAAGCCAACUCUCUCUCGCGCCCGCGCGUCCUUGUUUCCAUCGUUUCUCGUCUCCGACGAAGAGCGAAUGUUUCGAGACGUUCUUCGGGAAAGACGCGUACAGUAAACCGCUUGGUGGAAUAUAUACAGAUAUAUACGAUACGACGGAGUGUAAACGGUCCCGCUUGAACGAUGUUACGAGGCCGUUUGGACAUUGCCGUUGCCAACAAAACGUGAAGUGGUAACAAAUAACGGAGUAUAAAAAGAUAGAAACGAAUUGUUUUUUUUUACUGAAAAUAUUCGGGUAGCGUAAAGUUACGCCUGUCGGACGAGACGAGCGGGGGAGAGAGUUGUUAUUUCAGGGACCACACGACGAGCGAGUGAAACGGAGGAGAGCUCUCGAUCGCACUAGGAAAAAAGCGUAGGCGAAUCAGCUCUGGGCUAUGGCUGAUACGAAGAUCCUCCAAGAACCCAAGCAAGAGAUAGAGGAUCCCCACGAACAAUUACAAAAUCAGUCUCAAGUUCAAGAGGAACAACAACAGCAACAACUGGAGCAACAACAAAUAGCUCAACCACAAAUUCGCUUUGUGAGCGCCAAUGUGUUGCAACAAUUGCAACAACAACAGGCCCAACAACAACAACAGCAUCAACAACAUCAGCACGAUGUUCAACAACAGCAAAUUCACCAACAUCAACAACCUCAAGUUAUCACACUUCAGCAAUUACAAAAUUUUAUGCCGCUCCAAGCAACUCAACAACAUCAACACGAUCAACAAAGAACCCAGACUAUUUCCGUUCAGGCGUUACAACAACAAUUUCUGCAGGGCGCCCAGUUGAUCAGUAAUCAGGCAGUACUGCAGCAGCAGCAACAACAACAGCAGCAGCAGCAACAGCAACAACAACAGCAACAGAAUCAACAACAACAACAGGUUCAGCAACAAGCCCAGCAACAACAACCGCAGCAACAGCAGCUUAGUUACAGUGUCAUACCGCAAAUGCAAACAGUUAAUAUCGAUGGACAGGAGGCCCUUUUUAUACCGUCGUCGGCGAUGUCAACCACCGGUACGCAGCACCAACCUCAACCAGCGAUGCAAUUCACUGCUGCGGGUGGUCAACAAGUUCAACUUUCAAAUGGUCAAACAAUCAUCACACCCCAUCCGGUCAGUCUCAUAAGAGCGCCACAUGUAUUUCCAACUUCAAUCAUUCAAAGCAUCGGUGGCCAAACGGUUCAAUUACCAACAGAUUCCAAGGCUACCCUCGAUGUUUCAGGUCAGAGUGUACAGGUGAGGCCGUUGCAAUUUCCAAUGCAACAUGUGCAGCAAACUGUGCCGGUUCAGGUACCGGUGAACGCUGGAAACGGUCAGACCGUUUACCAAACCGUACACUUUCCCAUUCAAGCCUUAUCCAAUGUUUUUAAUAUGGGUGCGACACAAAUGAUACCGCAGAUAACACAACAAAUGCCACAAAUGGCUCAGAUCAUAACUCCCAAUGGUCAAAUACAACAGGUACAAAUAGCCAAUUUACCGCAGUUGCAAGGUUUGCAGGGCCAACAGGUUGCGCAACACGUUGCGCAACAGGUCGCCCAACAACAAGCGCAACAACAAGUUGUGCAGCAAGUUGCCGCCCAGCACCAAUCACAGCAACAGGUCGUUCAACAACAGCAGCAACAAGUUACUGAUGCUCAGGUACAACAACAACAACAGGUUCAACAAGUCGUACAACAAGUUAUACAACAGCAGCAGCAACAGCAGCAACAACAACAACAACAGCAGCAGCAACAAGUUCAGGCCCAACAGGUUGUUGCUUCGACACCAACGUCCAGCACGACUUGGACAACGAGUGUCGCUGGGCCUGGUGGAAAUGUUCAGGUCGUGGGCAUUGGUUCACUCGGAAGACCCGUUGGAGCUGGUGGCGCUGGCGGAGCCGUUCUUACCACAAAAGACGGUCAGAAAAUCGACGUUCAAACCCUGUCCGCUCUCACUAGACCUUCGGAGGAAGGAGGCGACAUAAAACUUACUAGUAUAGACGCGAGUCAACUGGCCAGUGGUCAAGUCAUUCACAUACCCGCUGCUCAGUCGCAACAGCAGACGAUACAACCCAUCACCAUCACAGGUGCUCAAGGUCAACAGCUGACUCUCAUACCAGCUUCAGCAUUGGCGAACAUAACAGCUCAACAGGGUGGAAUGAUGAGAGGGAUAAAUGUGGGAAACGGUGGUAUAAUGCAGCUCCAACCGGCGAACGCGAUGAACACAACGAACGGAUUUCUCCAAUCGAUUCCCGUACAAAAUAUUCCAGGCUUGGGUAACGUCCAAGUGAUACCGGCGAGUGCAUUACAGCCAGCAGUCCAAACAAUGCCGGCAGCGAGCGCAAGUACACCCGGAGCGCCAAUCGUCGCUUCGCCAAACGUCCACAUAGAUUCCGUAGAUUCACCAAAAUGGCAAAUUCUACAAACAAUACAAUCGAACGGUGGAUUAUCGAGUAGUACACCAACGCCUCAACAGCAUCAACAUCAAUCUCCCUCAACUCCGAGCGCUAGCGGCGAGCCUGACACGAGUAAACAACAUCGACGUCGCGUCGCUUGUACCUGUCCCAAUUGCGGCGAAGGCGAUCGUAAUCGCGAUCUCAGCCGCAAGAGGCAACACGUUUGUCACAUCGCUGGAUGUAACAAAGUCUAUGGAAAAACGAGCCACUUGAGAGCCCAUCUUAGAUGGCACACUGGAGAACGACCUUUCGUUUGCAGUUGGAUAUUUUGCGGCAAAAAAUUCACGAGAUCGGACGAACUUCAGCGACACAGAAGAACUCACACCGGAGAAAAGAGGUUUCAGUGUCCUGAAUGCACGAAAAAAUUCAUGCGAUCCGAUCAUCUUACAAAACACAUCAAAACUCACACUAAAAUUCGCAGUACGGAAGCCGCAACUUCAACGCAAGAAGGCUCCUCCGAUAGUCAAUCCUCCAGUGAAAAAAUCAUCAUAGCUAUACACAAAGAAUCCGACAAUUCGGAAAUGGUGAUUCCCGAAGAAAUGGAUGCGAUCGAGGGCCCCACUGCAACUCUCGUUCCUAACGAUUAAUCUUAGAAACGUCGAAUGCUGUCAAUCUAUGUAACAUAAUAGAACAAAGGACUUAUUGUUGAUGCGCAACAGUGAAGUAUAACUUACUCACUUGAAUGUAUACCGCAAAGUUGUUCACCACGGAUUAUACGAACUGCGAUAUGUGUUACGCGCACGAUAAAUUUUACAUCUAAUCAUGAUUAUUGAUAAAUAUCUCGAAAAUUUUCGCGAAUUAGUUUGUGUCGAAUGUAUCUAUAUUUUUUUAUCAACCGUAUGUAAAAAUGUAUAUAUUGUAUAUGAUGUAAAAAAAACUUUUAUAGAAAAAAAAUUUUACACUUGAACGUUUUUGAACGUUACAAUAAAAGUAUGUGAUCAUUA